Molecule: messenger RNA, 372 nt
Organism: Gregarina niphandrodes
Lineage: Eukaryota; Apicomplexa; Conoidasida; Eugregarinorida; Gregarinidae
Product: putative 60S ribosomal protein L26
Exons: 2
Coding region: 1-372 (123 amino acids)
Biological process (GO): cytoplasmic translation; ribosomal large subunit biogenesis
Cellular component (GO): cytosolic large ribosomal subunit
Molecular function (GO): RNA binding; structural constituent of ribosome
Source: RefSeq, a predicted model, not a curated record
AUGAAGUUCAAUCCUCGUGUCUCGAGCAAGCCCGGCAAGGUACGCAAGGCGCUUUAUACCGCCACCGUCCACCAGAAGUAUAAGAUGAUGAGCAGCAGACUCACGAAGGAGGCCCAGAAGGAAACCGGUAUUAAGGUACUCCCGAUCCACAAGGGCGACGAAGUGGUCGUCAUGCGUGGCAAGCACCGCUCUCUUACCGGCAAGGUCACUGAAGUGUCCCGCCGCAAAAUGCGUGUGUGCAUCGAGAACAUUGACCGCGAAAACUCCAAGCAGCAGAAGAAGCCCAUCUUCUUCCCCCCCUGCGCCCUCCGGAUAACCAAGCCUUUUGUCACUGAGACCCGUCAGGCCGUCCUCGACCGCAGACACCACUAG